CGUUCGCAGAAUGCACAAAUCUGCCCUGUGAUGCACUGAGGGUGCAUACUGGUUGCACACGCAGCUACAUACGUCCUGUUAAGGCGGCGAUGCGCCAUAGCAGCCUUUGCGGAUCGAAAUGGCAAGUUUCGCUAAAGUUAAUACUUUAAUGUUUCCCUUUGGCUUAGUGAUCUGUGGUACGCGCCAUGCCUUAUUGUUCUAUGCGCCACACAUAACAGCAUCAUGGGUUACAAAUUUUCGUUCAUUCGACUUAAGUUUCAUUCCCGAAAUUUCCAAUAAAUGUAUACCGAUAAAUUAUUUUUUUAUAUACUCUUGCGAAGUUAAACGUUUGGUCCUCAUUUUUUUUUUUUUGUUAAGGAUUGGACACAGUUUAGUGAACUUUAGGUGCCAGCAAUUUGCGCGUGACGUCACGAGUGAAGUCGUCCAUUUGCGGUUUGCUGAGAUUCGAAAAAGUUUGCUUUUGUUUUGGUGCUUGUGUAUGAAGAAACUACACGAGUGGAAACGGGGCUGAUGCUAGUCACCUGUGAAUUGUUUACCUGUCAAGAAAGUGUCUACAAUGGACGAAGAAGAUCGUAAAGCAAUCACACGUAACUUGUUGUCUCUAGUUCAUCUAACAAAUUUGGACAGCCUAGUUCAGAAGUUGGUUGAUAAAAACGUGUUCUCUGAAAGAAUGGUGCAGAAAUAUCUUGAUGCAGAGCUGCCGGCGAACCAGCGCAAGCGAGAGCUGUACCUCGACGUGCAGCUGAGGGGGCCGUGCGCGUUCCGGGGCCUGAUCCAGUCGCUCGUGGAGACGGCCCAGUACCAGGUGGCCAGGAUCUUGGUGCUCCGCCCCCAGCCGCAGCGCCUCGGCGUGGCCAUGGAGCCGGAAGACGGCGACACGCCCGAUGAGGCUGUGGAGCAUCGGGUCCAUCCAUUUAUCCUGCCUUUCCCCCUUCCAGGCCUUCACCAGGGUGCUGUUUCUACAAGACUUCAAAACUUAGCGAUAGAGGAAAAUGAAGUUGUAAAUGUAGGCAGAGAACCUCUCCAAGUAGAGGUGAAACUAGCAUCCCAACGGAUGGACGUACCUUCUAAGAAGGCUCUUGCUGUUUACCGAAUGGCCUCACGUCCAAAAGGAUUGUUCUUAUUAAUCAAUAACAUCAGAUUUGAUAACGGAGAGCCCGAGAGACUAGGGGCGGAAGUGGAUCAAAACAACUUAACUGCUUUGUUUGAGCAGUUGGGGUACCAGAUAUUUGCGUAUCAAAAUUUGACUCUCAGGGAGAUGAGGAGACAGAUAUUCGAGUUUGCCCAGCUGCCCGACCACUCGAAGGUGGACUCGUGCGUGGUGUCGGUCCUGAGCCACGGCCACGCGGGGAUGGAGACCAACCUCGUGAGCACCGACGGCUGCUCCCUCUCCGUCGAGUGGGUCAUCAGCCAGUUCAAGAACGAGGCCUGCCCGCAGCUGCAGAACAAGCCCAAGAUAUUCAUCUUCCAGAGCUGCAGGGGUGAUGAAAGAGACUUUGGUGUUGUGCCAGCAAUAAGAAGACUUCACCGAGUCUCCAGUGGCAGAACUCAGUCUGAUGGGGUUGCAAUGUCGAAACUGCGCACGUAUUCAGACAUGCUCAUAGCGCACUCAACCCUGCCAGGUUAUGUUUCCCACAGAGAUAUUUACCAAGGCACUUGGUUCGUUCAAGCAAUAUGUAAAACAUUCAUGCAUCAUUCUCAUGACACAGAUAUAGAGGAUAUGCUUAAAAUGGUGGAUCAGUUGCUGGCAGAUUGCUUCUCGGAAAACCAGUCCAUGCAAACCUCCUGUUACGAAAACAGGGGCUUCCGCAAGUUUUUCUUCAAUCCGGGUCUCUACGUGGAUGAUAUAAGAAUUGUUUGAUACUAAACUUUUUUAUACUUUGUAAUAUAAUUUAUUUUUAAUAGCAAAUUUUAUAUGUAGAAACAAAUACGUACAUAUGUAGGAUUUUAUCAUUUGUGAAGAUACGUUUUAAAUGACUUGUGAUAUCUUGUAAUAUGGUAAUUGUUACCACAACGACAUGGUUUCCAUUGUAUUGUGUCUCACACGCAAUAGGGAUGAUUCAUAGUAAAUUAAUUUCAUUCUAGCGAACUACAGAUUUGUGACAUCAUAACGCUUGGAGCUAAGCAAUCCUUGUUUGGUAUAGCCUGAGACUGGGAAUGCAUAGACAUAACCCUCGCAGUAAAGUGAUAACAAGUGGAAAAAGUUGUUGCCUUUGAAUUUAAAAAUACAAGUGUGCUUUGGUAAAUAAUACUCUGUAAAUAUUCAUUGGAAAGUAGGUUAUACUAUCGAUAACACAACUUAACACCAGAUCUGAACUGAAAGAAAAGGAUGGUCAAUGAAUAAAAUUAUGUGCUUUUUUCCAUACUAAUCAUACCGUAAAUUUAACAAUCACAUCAUUUAUGAAGGGCAAAAAUCCAAGGAAAUACAUUUUACCCUAUUAAACAUUUUUGAAGUGAAACUUCUUUGGGCACAAUGAGAGUAAAAUUACAAAGCCAAAUUUUAAUGCAACAUUUUCGUGAAACAUUGUCAUGAAAUGUUUCUGACAUGAAAAGGGCAGAACAGAUAUAAAGAGAGCACAAUUUUAUAUAUGAUGCUGGGCUUUUUUUGAUCUCUUUGUGCUAUGAUGUGCCCCCACCCAAAAAAAAAAAAAAAAUAGACCUGAGAGAGAUAGAUGAACAAAACAAUAAGACGGUGUGUGUGCACAUUAACUUUAACAGAAGAUAGAUUUAGGUAUCAUAUCCAGUCAGCUGUGAAUGCCUUGAAUAUUAUAUUUGCUACCAGCGUGAUUGUGUUCCUCCUUGUUCAACCAGCAGCGUGGAGAGCUCUGUUAAAACAGUCCCUUCAUUUUCCGCUUAGAAAGUGCUUCCUGUUAUGAAUUUCAUAUUUUGUUCAGAGAUUUGGCAUGUUCCAAAUGGCAGAAUUGUUUGAAGAAACAGUAACAUGCACAGUUUUUUUUAAGGUGUAUUUCAACAGUGAGUAAUAUUUAUUAUUGACUGAUGAAUAAUUAUUGAUAUCCUGAGCAUUUAUGUUGAAGUAACUAAUAAUUUUGUUAAUUCAUGAUUAUUAAUUUAUUUAUUUUUAAUCAAAUUUCUAAUAAUAUACAAAAAAGGUUAGGAUUCUUAAAUGUGCAAAACUUUACUAUGUCUUUAAAUUCAUUUUUAUCAAGUUAUACUUGGUUGUAAGCAAAGAGAAUUACGCCCUUACAAAUUAUUGGUCAGUUUAAUGGAACAAAAAAUUACAGGAAUCAUCCCUAUUAUGAUGUGAAAUUUUAAAUAGCAUUUUUAAAUUGAUAGAUAAAAUUAUAGUUUGAUUGAAAUUUUGUGGCUAUAUGUAUAUGUGAGAUCUGAACUAAGGCUGGAAUAAUUCAAAUAUCUAGGUCUCUCUCCCCCCCCUCACCCCGUUACCAAGCUGGCAGUACUGCAUCCGUCCAAUUUCAGUAGAUCACUUGUUAUUGCUCAUCAGAAGUGGAAUAUUGGUGGAAAUUUUCAACCUAGUAGGCUCAAAAUUAUAAAAAAUACAUAUUGGGUUUUCAUUCUUUGGUUUGUAAUUUGUUUAGCAACAAACUAAGAAUUUUCCUGCAGGUAAAAGAGAACGGUUGGGCCACACACAUAUUUUAUAUAUAUAUAUAUAUAUAUAUAUAUAUAUAUAUAUAUAUAUAUAUAUAUAUAUAUAUAUAUAAAAUUACUAUUCAAAUACCUGUUGAAAUUAUAGUUGUCAAGAUAAUGCUCUUCUUACAAGGUAUUUCAUUACAAACACAAAUUUCAUAUGGUAUGGUUUGAAGUGGAUGAACUUGCAAAAUAACUUUACAAAUGUCAAUAUUAGCUAAUACACACAUUCAGAAAGAGUUAAGUAUUUGCAUUAGUAUAACAUGAUUUCUUUUUCUUUUACAAUUUAUGGAAUCAUUUACAAAUAACUUAUGUUUAGUGGAAUAGGUUCCAGACAUCAAAAUUCCAUUAAACAUUACUAAAGCAAUCUUGUACUGAAGUAAUGGCAGCUUUUUUUCCUCGUGCAAACCUCUUAUCAAAAUUACAGUGAAACAGAAGUAAAUUCAUUUUAAUAAAGAUUUUUAUUUAUUAAUGAAAUGCCUAAGUCAGUGUGUAAAGCUACAGAAACUCUUAAUAUUAGCAGAGUUCAUUUUAAGUGUGUUUCUUUCCCUGAGAUGAAUGGGAGUGACUUAUAGAAGUAUGAAUGAAUGGAUUUGAAGGUUGGACGAUAAUUAUGUACAUGAGAUAGCCUAAAAAUUACAGAAUUUUCAACACGUAACUAGCGUAUUUUGGUUGACUGUGGUAAACGGUUGCUGUUAUGGAAAUUUUUAAUUUGACAGUCCCAGCCUUAACCUUUUGACUGCUGCUUUUAGUGUUGCAAACUGGUUUAAAUGUGAAACAGUUAGUUUACCAUCUAUUUUAGUUAACAUUGUCAAAGGGAUGUAUGUAAUGUAAGUUUUAUAUGUUGACAAACAUGCUUGCUGAUUUAGAAAUGUACAUGAAAUAAUGAAAUUUCAGUAUGUUGCAUAAUCUAUAAGUUAAAUCCUGGAGCUGGGACGCUAUUGUAUUGAAUGGUGUGGGUAGUAGAAACAAGGAAGUGCUUCGAUUCACUACCAGAUGUAGUUGAUGAUCGUAAAAAUCUUAGAAUACUGGUUUGAGUCUACAACUAGGCUCUAUUGGUCAACCGUUCCUCUUUCCUUUGCCCUGAUUUGCUCAUAUCCUCUCAUUACCCUGUUCUUCUCACCUACUUCUUAAUCUUUUAUUUUCCCCCUUGCGCAAGUUUGUUGUAUUUUGGUCAGUCGUCUGUACUAUACAAUGUGCUCUUCCCCACUCUGCUACUUUCUACUAUUAUUAUGCUAGAUAGGUUUGACUGUUGGUUACUAAUACUUUCUGCCGAUAUAUAUAUAUAUAUAUAUAUAUAAUUUGUAUUAGUGUAUAAGGGUAGGUCAAACAACACAUAUUAUUCAGGUUCUGGUAAUUAUAUGUAAUAUUUAAUUACAUGUGUGGCAAUUAUUACAUCGGCGCCUAUUGCUACACAAGGGCCUAACCCACUUAACACAAAUGAGUAUUAGACCCAACACAAAGCAUAGGUUUAUAUGACAGGUUCAUUCAUAACUCUGGAAAUUGGUAAGGAAAAUUAACAUACAGUAAGUCCUCGGUUUACGUCGGGGUUAAGUUCCUGAAAACCGCGACGUAAAUAGAAACGACGCAAAAUGAGCCAUGUUUCAUGCCACCGGCCGGCCACGGCCCAAGGUCGGCUGGAAGCGCUGGCAUACAGACGUGACAACGGGCAAUUUUAUCAGCAAAUGACAACCGACAGCGUGGGAAACAAGUCCAACUAGUACUUCUCAGCUUUAUAGAAUGGUUAUUUAACCAGCUGCUUUAUUACUUUUAUUGAUUGAAAUAUAAAAACAGAUAUAUAGUACAUAUUGUACGUAAGAGCAGGAAGCGUCCCUCAUGAUGUAUGAUAAGAUAAGGCGGUGAACGUGUAGCUUAUGCUACAUAGCAUAAAUUAACUACCGAAGGAAACAAAGAAUUAUAAACUAAUUAUAUACAGUGUUUUGGUUAAAAUAAAGAUUUACGGUCAUUGUAAACGACGUUAUUGUGAAUCGGCGACAACUUAAACUGAAACAUGAGUACUCAAACAUUAGCGACGUUAAUCCGAAACGACGUAAAUCGGUACGUUGUAAAUAGAGGACUUACUGUACGUUGAAAAUUUAUUUAUUGCAAAAAUUAUUAAAUAAAAAUAUUUAAAUAAAAUUUAUUGUCAAUAAAUUACUGAACUGGGUUGUGGAAUGACUAUUAUGUUAAUCAUCUGGAUAUUUACGUCGCACACAUGAUUACGAUACAACAGUUCAUUUAGGUCCAUUCAAAAAUACGUAAUAUUAUGUUGCACUUUUGCGUUAUCAACGAGUUAGCAAUCCACAAAAUCAAGUAUUUAAAUAAUAAUUUCAGUUUGUUGUAGAGUUCGUGUACCUAGGCUUUAGCUCAGUUUUUACGAUUGGUAGGACACAAAACUAUCUCUCUCGUUUCACCUCUGGGUUAAAAUUGAUAAAUUAGAUUAUUUACAAUUACAAUAAUCUUUACUGUUUUUGGUUAUUUAAAGUCUUUUAAAAUGUUUAUAAUAUAAUUUAAACUCAAUGUUCUUUCAAUUAGUACGUAGCUAUAACAACUUUAGUAUGGCGCUGUUUCACAUGGUAUGGAGUAUUUUUACUUACAUAAACUAAUCACUCCUGGGUACAUAUUCGUCAGAAUAUGCCCUAACAAACUAGUAAACAUUUUACAACACGACGAAAAAAAACUCAUCCUUUGUUGCGGAUGGUCUGAAAUAGCUAAUAUCUUUUUUUCUUUUUGAAUUUUUAACAGGCUCCGCGCCUUUGCAUCUUACUGGGACACCAAUUAUUACAUAACUCUUUCUCAAAUAGAAACGUUCCAGACGCCUUCUACUUGAAACAUGGCCUCUGAUUGGUCGGGCCGGAAUGCUAACGAAAUUUACAAAAUCUCAUCUUGCAAACAAAAGGUAUUAACAAAGUUGGAAACACAAAACUGAAUUAAAUUUAAAAACAGAAUUUCCAACAAUGCCACAUCUUUCGUAUAUAACACGUAUAAUAAGACAGUUUAUACGUUUUGUUCAAUUGGUCCUUAGAGGGGUAUAUCUAAUUGCCGGUCCACAUAUGUCUUCCCCUCUACAUAGAGCAUAGCUCUCGUAGACAAACACUUAAGUUACAAACUCAGGUAAUCAAGUCCUGUGGGGUGAAACAAUAUUUAAAACAAAUAAUAAAAAUACAAUAUUCUUAUUCAUAAGCAUGGAAAAUAACUAAAUAUAUUCUGUACGUUAAAUGUCUAGGCAUGUAACGGUACAACAACUUCACUAUUUUCAAGGGCCAGAUAUUCUUCAAACCAAACUGAGGGCCAGACACAUGAAUAAAUAUUACAAUUCUAACAACUAUCUUUUAUUGUCAUAUUAUUCAGAAGAGUAACCAAUAAAUACAAUACAUGGCAAGUUGUAAAUAAUGGAAUAAUUUUUUUACAUAGUAAUAGAAUUAUUAAUAAUGAUGAUAAUAAUAAAGAAAAACUUUUUCUUCUGAGAAGAAUUACCACAAAGCAAUACUACAAUAUAGAUUAUAAAAAAUAUGUAAAGUUUUAUUUUCUUAAUUAUUUUUGCGAAUAAUAUGGCUUCCUAAUCGUAACUGCUGAUACAUUAUCCUACAUUAGGCAAACUAAGAUGGCUAUACAUGAGAGAGUAGCUAAAAAUAUUUUUCUGUAAGAUUCUCGAGGCGUGCCAUCGAAACAAUGUCAUGGGUUGCCAGUUGUCCAUCCGCUAGGCCUGCUUCAUGAGGUUAACAGCAUUUUCUAUUUGAGGAGUAGUUGUGGAGAUAAGGGAUGGUAAAACAGGUUUUUGUGGCACUAAUGAUAUUGUGGAUGGUACAGUUGGGGGUGUUAGGAUGAUCACUUCAAAAGCUUAGGACGCAUCAAGACGGUAGUGCUGUCUGUACUCAGUACUGUGAAAGGCCUUUAAUCGGGCACAUUCUGUAUUCCACAUAAUCAUGCUGGUAUUUCAUUUCUUGCCCAUUGUUUUCUUUGUCAAGAAGACUUCACAAAUUGAAUCUUGAAUGUUUUGAUAGGUUAGAUACAGGAACUUUUGUAUAGUUUUUGGACAGAAAUGACUGUUAGAAGUCAAUUCCAAGUUUUCCAGAUUAGCUUGAUGAUAUGGAAUAAAUUUUGCUUAUUUUUCUUAUGUAUUUUGGUUUUUACCCUUGGGCUGGAAAUUGGAGCCUGGAUGUGCUGAACAAGUAUCAGGUUUGUCAGAGGUGGGUCAGCGGGUUAUUCUCAUUCUUAGCGCCACUGUUUCGGUUGGCACUCCGUCACGGGGUUUGAUUCCAUGUCACUUAGGAUUGGAAAUCUCCCAAGAAUAGCUACUUGGAAGCCCGUCGAUUUAUGGUGAGUUCCACACCUUGUUGUUCUGCUUAACUUCCUGCGAGCAGUUUUACCGACAGACGUUUUAUGGCUCGACAAGAUUCAGUUAUGAAUAUCUCGCACAUUUACCUUUUGCAGUCACUGCUUACCAAAUCACAAGUCACUCAUUAUCAGUGCACAUUAGUCACCUGUUUCACACUAAUCAAGGUUGCCUGAGUACCUUUUCAUGCUAGAAUACUGUUGUAAAGUGUUGUAAGAUAUGACAAAUGCCGAGAUGAAGAUAGUCGUGUAUUAAUAUUAGAAGUCGCAUAGCAAUGAUAGUGUGCCAUUUACAUCCCUGGUUUUAAUUUUGACAUUCUGCAGCAGUCAAAGGGUGUAUUUUUAUUGAUGUGUAUUAUUAGUAGUUAAAGAUAAGUGCUCAAAAACUAAAGUGAUGUAAAUUGCAUUUUUAUGUUACUAGUUUUUUAAUAUAAAAAAAUUAUAUUCAUGUAUUUUAACUUUAUUAUAGUCACAAAUGUGUUAUUGUAAUGUUUUUCUACCAGUUUAUAGAAAGGUGCUGAAAUAUUUGUAGCUAGGGUUUUAUUAUUUUUGUUUAUAUUUUAAAGGGUGUGUGUAAUAUUACUUGCAUUUAUCUUAAUAGAGUUACAAGAAGUGUACAUAAGUUCCUAUUGAUGUGUAUAAUGUGAAUGUUUACUGGCAUAUAAGACGAAAAUUUUAUAAUGCAAAUUGGAAGAGCUUAAAAUUUCUACUUGUCUUGCAUGAUAGGGUGUCUCAUGUAAUGGUUCUUACGUUGCUGUUACAUAGGGUCUGCACACCUGUCAUUGGAGGAAGGUAAGGAAGAGCUAUUUUUAGAAUUAUUUGACUAUCUUUGGCUUUAUAUAUAUAUUCACACUUGUACAACUUCCACAUUUUGGAGAUCUCUACGGCUCCUUUCACGCUAUCCUUCCCCCCCCCCCCCCCCCCCCACACACACACACACACACACAAUCUGGGAACCGGGCAGAAGUAUUGUCAGCAAAAGAAAAUUUUCUUGUUUCUUUUGCACUAUAACAUAAUUGUCCAGGAUUUCAAUAGUUUUUGCAGCCAUGGACAGAAGAAAGAAAUUAUGCGCUGUGCUAAGUUUGGUCCAAAGGCAUAAAAAAAAUGGAUUUGGGUGCAUCCUCUUUUAGUAAAAAGGAAUUAAAUAGGAGUGUUUCAUCUGUUUCAAGAACUGGGACAUGGUGAAGCGAAAUUUUUUAAUUAUUUUCAUGUGUCAGUGACAGCUUUCAAUGAAAUUCAUGGCCUUCUCUAAGUUCAUUUGCAUCGUCAAAACACAGAGCUAAGGUACUGUAUUCAGCCCAUAGAAAUGCUAGCUGUAUCACUCCGGUGAGUAUUGUUGCAAACUAAUCCUAAAAUAUGUUUGUGUAAAAAAAAUUUUUAAGUAAUGAAUGGGAAUUUGAAAACAAAAUAUUUUUUUAAAGCAUUAAAAAGAAUUUCAGUAAAUUUGAAUGAGAAAAAAACUAGUUGGAAACAAAAUUUUAUGAGAACCUUAAUAAUUAUAUAAAAAUUAAAAAUUGUAGAAAAAAAUAUCAACUAAUUAUUAUUGUUAGUUCAAAAACUUUGAGAUAAAUAUAAUGUUUUUAUAAAAUAUUGAUGUAAGUUUCUGCUUAAAUGCUGUUUUUAUCAUUACAUAGCAUAAUUAGGUAAAAAUAACAAUAAAAAUCAAUAUCUUGCAUUUAUGACAAACCUGUUAGUCGAAUCAGCAGGUGAAGGUGUCUUCGAGGCUGAAGAAGCUGUACCAUGUAGCCAUUUAGGUGUGGUGGACUCCUUUUUAGCUGCCGAGUCAACAAAGCGGGAGGUUUGUACUGGAAUGACUGUUUGCGACAUUUGCUGCCGAGGGGUCAGAUGAGUGACGAUAGGCUCAAAGUGUGCUUGAGGCUGGGAAAACUGAAUGGAUGAGUGAGGGUAAUGGUGGAAAUUAGUUGGAUUCACAUGGGUAUAGUUAUGAUAAAUGGGUACUCCUUGAAUGUCCAAAACUUAUCUAGGAGGAAGAACAGUCAUAGUAUCAUUUUGGGAACUAACAGCCUUCAUUACCUGUAAUACUUCCAUCUGGAAUUCAAUGACUUGUUCAUUUAACAUUUUCACUGAUGGCAAAAAUCCUUUAAAAAAAAAACUUAAAUUAGGGUCUUCGAGACUGAGGGUUUCUUCUACAGCCUUUAGCAUUCAUGUUUCAAAUUUAUUGAGCCUCGUUUUUCUUCGUUCCUUAUUAUCUUGAGCCGUGGAAGUUUCUACAUUUACAGAAGUUCCUGCAUUACUUUGCUUUUGCUUGGUUAUUUUAGUGGGCCUUAUUUGCUGUUCUGUUGUUGCAUCUGCUCCGGUUCGAGGAGAAUAAAGACGAACAUGCUAUAAAACUUUCUGACUGAUUACUUCCUAAUGGAUUAUGGUGCACUAUCGUGGCUGAUGAAAAAGAUAUAGACUGACUAUAUGAGACAUCUCAUAUGUUUUCAUACUGUACUAUACUUAAGAAGUUUUAUUUACAUGUAUGUCUAAUUAUGUAACAUUUCUUUGUUUUAAUUUUAAAAAAAUGAUACAUUGCAAAUUUUAGCCUCACAUUAAUUAUAUCAACUGUAAACAGUUAUUUUUUAACAUAGUUAGCAUUUUAAAUUUUAAAAUUUAAUUGUAUUAAAAUAAAAAACUACAAUAUAUCAGAUGUCAUCAAUACCAGCCUAUAAAAAUUAUAUGCUGCCUACAACAAUGCUCAGAAGAGAUUUGUACUACUAUUGAGAAAACUUAAUUGUUAAAAUUUAAAAACCUUCAGAAAUGCAUUGUUGGCUACAUAAGUUUCAUAUCUAAAGACUACGUAUUACUCAUUUCUAAUUUUCAAUCUCUCUUAAAAAUAUAAUAAUGGCGAACUUAACUUACAAAUACUCUUAUUUUUGGUAGGUGUUUUACCGUUAAAAUCUUCAACAAACUGGACUCAAAAUUGACACUGUGCUUCUUUUGUAAGAUUUCUGUCUCCAAUGUUUUAUUCCACAAGUCAGACCUUUCGUAAACUACAUAUAUUAAUUUGUCGACAUCAAUGUCAAGUUCACUCGUGUUGAAGGUCGCCGGAAGAACCGUCGGGUAAACUGCCGGAAAUGUGAAUGCACUAAUACUGCGCAGUAUACUACUAAGCAAUUAUCAGGCUAUUUCACCGUCCGGCGACCGGGCGUUUGUACUGGCAUUCCGGCGAGAGUCAUCAGGUAGUCAGAUGACGAAACUGCCGGGUGUUCGUUGUGUGAACACACUCUUGCCCCUCAAUGUAUCCAUCUCACUGCCGUCCAGGAACCAGACGGCAUAAAAACCGGAUUGUGUGAAAGGAGCUUAUGUCAUACUUUACUUUCUGAUAUGAGUGGACAGUGUCAAAGGGGUAUAAGUAAAUAUAUGAUGGGAGACUUUCGGGCUUAUUUUCUCAUAAAUAAAAAGCAAUAACAUUUUGUUAGAUAGUUUAUGAAAACUUGCUACAUGGCAACAGAAACAAGAGUACACGUGUAUCCCUUUGGGACCAAACAAUUUCCCUUUGCCUAAAGACAGUUUCAUAUUACGAUUCAACUAAACAAUCUAUAUUCUGUCCCUUACACACCUUUGAUUCUAACCAUCUCAUGUGGUUUCUUCAGGUAGUUCUAACGGACCCUCCCUCCUGCAAUUCUGCUUGUACGCUCUCCCUACACUCCAUCUGUAACGGCAGUCUAGUCCUAGGCAUUCCUCUAAAAUCGUUUUAACUUGUCUUUGGUAAACUCCUGCUCAAAUGUAUUUCAAUCGCACGUGGAUAAAGCAAGCUUAUACCAGGUGGCCUCGCGUCUUAUAUGCCGGAAACUACUGUAUUAACUUCACCAUAGUGUGGACAGUGGUGGAGGUUUGUGGUUGUGUUCUGUUACUUUAUGAUUGGUAGUACUGAGGAAAGUGCCUACUUUAUUAGGUGUUCCUCACCCCUCCCUCUAUCCUUCACCUCCUCGUGCACAUUCGCUGCAGCACUGUCUCUGCCCAUCACGUGUAAACAACUCACUUCAAUGCUGUGUGAGGGCUGCCGUUACUUGAAAUGUGCGUUUAACUUAACUUUUUUAUAGUUUGUUUUAUUUUACAGCUACUGAUGCUACCAUUGUUUCACAAGUGACAUGUUCUCUCUGUGCAAUUUGCAGUACUUUAUACAUUGCUCCUAUUUUUCUUUUUUGAUACAGUGUCCUUUAUAUUGUAUUGUAUUCCGUCGCCAUUGUGUUAUUUGUUCGACAUUCUUAAUUGUAAGUAACAGAGUGAAAUUUCUGAUCUCAAAUCAUGGUAGCGUAAGUUUUCCCGACAAGUUACAGAAUGUGCAAGUAUUUUUGAGGUCAUGAAUGUGUCCACCAGGUGCGUCAAUGGUGCAGCAUCGUGAAGCAGGUUUCCGGUUGUAGGAACUUUCUUUUGUCUUUUUACUUGGUUAUGUGUGACACUGAACCGAGUGAAAAAUGUCAUUGUGCUCAUGAAAUUUUGCUUCUGUAAUAAUCCAAGAAUCAUCAAGAACAGAACUGAUUAAAUUGAACGUGCUAGAAAAAUGUUGGAUCCUAAAAAUAUUAUGCACAAGAGACAGGUAAUUUACACUGAUGGUACGUAAAUGGUGCUUCCGAUAUUAUUAUUUUUCUGGUUUAUUAUAGUAUUCGCUUAGUGAAAUUUUUGCCUCGAAAAUUUCAGGAAACUUCGAAAGGAAAAUAUUCAUCAGCACAUAAUUUAUGAGAUUCCAUUGUCCUGAAAUGGGAGACUUAAUUUUGCAGUUGAAGUGAUGGCUAAGAGGUGGUCCCGUCCAAGACCUUCCGGCUCUGUUCCCAUCCGGGUCAAACUCGGACAUGUCUUCAGUGGGAAACUUGGCGUGGGUUUCCUCAUAGUACUCCCGUACCCCCAACCCAGUAUUUCCAUUAAGGGUCCACGUGUGUUCAGUGAACUUCAGUUAGUCUCGACAGUCCUAUGCAUAGUUUGUUGCUGUAUUGUGGGCUCGUUGGCUCUUGUGUGUCCGACUUGGUCACAGUGAUGUGGCACUGCUCAGGUUGCAGGUUUGUUGUUAGCGCAGACAACUCCGUAUGAACUGAGAGCCAGUUGCAACAGCAGCACAAAGGCUGUAGUGUUUCAGCCUGUUGUAACAUGAAUCUGCAAAUUCCUUCGGCUCCGUUACGUAAAACGUAUGUAAAAAAAAAGUUUUUUUUUUAUUUGUGAUUGGUUUUUCUGUGUAGUAGUUUUAUGGUUGACUUAGCUCUCUUUAUGUGAUUUACAUUAUGUACAUGCAUACUAUAUGUGUAUUAGUAUUAAACAUCCAAUUGUAAAUUUAUAUUUUAAUUGUGUAUGUGAUGUUUAUGUUUUGGAUUUUUCGUUUUAAUUUUGUUAAUAAUAUUUGUGUUAAGCAUUUUUAUGUGUCUUUUCUUAUGCUAA
Messenger RNA from Bacillus rossius redtenbacheri, 13314 nucleotides. It is a transcript of the gene Dronc, whose product is annotated as caspase-2. The coding region runs from base 557 to 1861 and encodes 434 amino acids. NCBI's taxonomy places the organism in Eukaryota, Metazoa, Arthropoda, Insecta, Phasmatodea, Bacillidae. Gene Ontology annotation, biological process: regulation of apoptotic process; proteolysis. The record is from RefSeq and is a predicted model, not a curated record. Gene Ontology annotation, molecular function: cysteine-type endopeptidase activity. The transcript is spliced from 9 exons.